Molecule: messenger RNA, 1257 nt
Organism: Cylas formicarius (sweet potato weevil)
Lineage: Eukaryota; Metazoa; Arthropoda; Insecta; Coleoptera; Brentidae
Exons: 2
Coding region: 28-1014 (328 amino acids)
Source: RefSeq, a predicted model, not a curated record
CCCCCCAAUUCAAAGUUACCAAAACUAAUGACUACUUUGUAUAAUAAAGAAAAAUACGUCAUACACUAUCGCAAUUUAAAACAGGCUCUCAAAAACGGUCUCGUACUAAAGAAAAUUCACAAAAUAUUAAAAUUUAACCAAUCUCGUUGGUUGAAAUGUUAUAUCGAUCAUAAUAAUAAAUUAAGAACCCAAGCAAAGACAAAAUUUGGUAUAAAUUUAUACAAAUUGUUUAAUAAUGCCGCUUACGGUAAAACAAUGGAAAACAUUCGCAAGCAUCGUAUUGUUAAAUUUGUUAAAGCGUGGGAUGGUCGCUACGGUGCGAAAAAUUUAAUUUCUAGUCCUAGAUUUCACAGUAGAACCAUACUUGAUAACAAUUUGUUGCUUAUAGAAUUAAAAAAAUCGGAACUUUGCUUUAAUAAGCCACUUUAUAUUGGAAUGUCCAUAUUGGAUUUGUCGAAAACGACCAUGUACGAGUUUCAUUAUAAUUACAUGCUUCCAAAUUUGGGUCCCGAAAAAUGUAAAAUUCAAUACAUGGAUACGGACAGUUUCAUUUAUAAUAUCAAAUGUUAUGACGCAUAUGAAAGCGUUAUUAAGGCCGAUUUAACAAAAUUUGACACGUCUGAUUAUCCUAAUGACAAUCCCUAUAAUAUACCGCAAAUCAACAAAAAGGUUUUGGGGUUGAUGAAGGAUGAGACUAAUGGCACCAUCAUUAGUCAUUAUGCUGGGUUAAGGUCGAAAAUGUAUACUUUCAAAAUUUUAACGGGUUCGGUAGUUAAAAAGUCAAAGGGUAUUCAGUACAAUAUUGUAAAAAAUAAAAUUUCAUUUGAUGACUACGUAGAAUGCUUAACAAAUUUUAGGGAAAAGUACGCCACUCAACGAACCAUUCGUUCAUACACUCACAAUGUAUUUAGCAUCGAACAAACAAAAGUUGCCUUGAGUCCUUUAGACGAUAAACGUUAUCUUUUGCCGAAUUCAUAUGAAACGCUUCCGUGGGGACAUUAUAAAGUGCCGUAAUUAUUUUUUAAUAUAUUUUUGUUACAGAUUAUGGUCAAACAACUUACAUUAGAAAGCCUUUGUAUUAUAACAAUUUGCGAAAAUAUUAGGUGUAGUGCUGAUUUUUUGCAUGGAGGUACCUUAAACAACUAGCGCUCCAGUCUGAUGGCAAUUCUUUAUUAAAUUUAGAAUUCAUUCUGUUGAAUAAGAGAUUUGGAUCGUCUUACAGAAAUAGCAUUUUGGCAACUCCAACCAUUGAUUUUG